CUCUAUACUUCAUGCAGCCCAUGUGACCACGUCCCACGUGCAAUUCUUGACCAUGUCGGACGAGUCGAGGGCUAUUGUGCAGGCACUUCAAAAAGUCCUUGUACACAGAUCCCAACACCCUUAUCCCCACGUACCGACCCCCGAGAAUUGUAAGAAGCGAGCCAGCGUCGCCGCUGUGAUACGAGUGCGACCUGCCUUCGCGCCCGUCGUCGCCGCCUCGGGGUCAGUCGUUGACGUCGAGAACCCGUCUUCUUCUCCCCCUGCCACACUCGAAGAGUUCUUCUCCCAGGAAUGGGUCCAGCAAGGCGACCCGGAGCUGCUCUUUAUCAAACGCGCCGGUCGUCCUGGUGAUCGAUGGUCAGGUCACACAGCCCUACCAGGUGGGAAAAGGGAUCCAGAAGAUGCAGAUGACCUCGCUGCUGCCAUUCGCGAGACGAGGGAAGAGACUGGCCUAGACUUGGAUACCGCAGGCUGUCUGCACGCAGGAAAUCUCCCUGACCGUCUCGUCUCCACUGCAUGGGGCAAGGAGACUCUCAUGGUGCUCUGCCCAUACAUCUUCGUCCUCACAUCCAAGACGUCGCCAGCUUUACAACCCCAACCUACUGAGGUCGCCGCUCUACACUGGGUCUCGCUACGUGCCCUCCUCUCCCCGACCCUCCGCACGCGAGAGUUCGUCGAUAUAUCCAGUCGCAUGGCGAAACAUGUCGGCCCAGUCAUUCACAAGAUCCUCCGCUUCACAAUGGGCAGAAUGAUGUUCAGCGCUGUACGCCUGGUACCGUCCGAAUCUGUGUAUGCAAGUUCAAUUCCAGGGUUCAUUCCAAGCGAGGGCGGCGAUACGUUUGGCACCGUGUCCGGCUGGGCGCAAGCACCCUACGGUGUCCCCGAGUCGUCAAAGUCAUUGGCUUUCCAGCAGCCCAUUCUUCUGUGGGGUUUGACAUUGGGUGUACUGGCGGAUCUUCUGGACCAAUUACCGCCUUACAAUGCCGUUGCCCUGUGGAAAUAUCCUACCUUCACCGUACCGGAUCUGAGGUUCCUGGUCUACCUCUUCACGCGGAAAAUGAGGAGAGACACAGCGUCUCUUGUGUCCAGUGGGAGUUGGCCAAAUCAGACCGCAGUGGACUCAUCGACGGAGGCAACAGCUACGACGGCGGCGACGGUGACUGAGGCAGAGCCCAUUGCGGCAGUUACGGUUGCUCCUGCACGGAAUACCGACGAAGCCGAUGCGGAUCGACACCGCGUUGGGAUUGGGGGGUUGGGUGUUGGCUCAGAUCCGAAGCACUCUAUGGUUAAGAUCAUGGCAGGGUAUUAUGAUAACAUCAAUGUUGCAAUCGGUGUCUUUUUGGCGUAUCGGGCACUUGCUGCCAUGGGAUUGGGGUUUUAUGCAUACAGAUUUUGGCAGAGAAGAAGGGGUUCUCUCCUAUAGCAACAGGAGGAGUAAUGUGGUGAACUAGAGGUAAAGCAUUGAGGAAGGUUGAGCGAUGGAUUUUUGUGAUACAUGAUAGCAUGAAGGUGCGUCUCUUCGCGUAUUGGGGUAUAGAUUCAUCAUUCAAAUCACCAGUCCAUCAUUCC
Messenger RNA from Exophiala mesophila, 1569 nucleotides. RefSeq lists its product as uncharacterized. The transcript has a single exon. The record is from RefSeq and is a predicted model, not a curated record. The coding region runs from base 53 to 1423 and encodes 456 amino acids. Lineage: Eukaryota; Fungi; Ascomycota; Eurotiomycetes; Chaetothyriales; Herpotrichiellaceae. Gene Ontology annotation, molecular function: coenzyme A diphosphatase activity.